UACUUGAACGUUGUCAAUCAAGGGUUGUACUAUGAUUAUAGUUAUCUGUUUCUUGUUUAUCAUAUACUAUCCAGCAUAUGCAUCUAUGGACAAUGAGAACAUGGAAGUGAUACUGGUCGGGGUUUCAUCGGGCCAGGGCGUACCCAACUCGACGGGUACGCAAUCGAAGGUUUGUAGAACGAAAAAUGGAAGAAGUCAAUCCGUUCCAGAAUCCAGAUCCGUCGUUUCCUGCGCUAUUUUCUGGUCACUCGGAGGAAAUGGCUGUCUAUGAUUAUAAUUGGGCAGCAUUAAUUGGAUGCCCUUUCGUCUAGCUCCGUCAGGUAGGAUGAACGAUGG
Molecule: messenger RNA, 336 nt
Organism: Aspergillus novofumigatus IBT 16806
Lineage: Eukaryota; Fungi; Ascomycota; Eurotiomycetes; Eurotiales; Aspergillaceae
Exons: 1
Coding region: 32-271 (79 amino acids)
Source: RefSeq, a predicted model, not a curated record